AUGGUGAUUUCGUUGGAGGACCUCACCGAGAACCACCUCGGCGGUGUACGCGGUCGAUGGAAUAGCUUGCUAGGCAUCGUACCGGAUCGGUCUCGGUGCAGGCGCCGUCAGCGUCGAGUGCGGGACAACUCCACCGACCUCGCCGCCGCCAUUGCGCGCUGCGCCCAGUUCUACAAGCACGAGUCGUCUAAGGAGGGGCGCGGAUACGCACGCAGAAUCGGCAGGCUCAUCGAACUCUCCACGCAGCUCUAG
Molecule: messenger RNA, 252 nt
Organism: Peniophora sp. CBMAI 1063
Lineage: Eukaryota; Fungi; Basidiomycota; Agaricomycetes; Russulales; Peniophoraceae
Source: the annotation of a GenBank genome assembly